This is a messenger RNA of Heterocephalus glaber (naked mole-rat), 2396 nucleotides long. It is a transcript of the gene Pdgfc, whose product is annotated as platelet derived growth factor C. Gene Ontology annotation, biological process: positive regulation of protein autophosphorylation; positive regulation of ERK1 and ERK2 cascade; positive regulation of phosphatidylinositol 3-kinase/protein kinase B signal transduction. Gene Ontology annotation, molecular function: growth factor activity; platelet-derived growth factor receptor binding. The record is from RefSeq and is a predicted model, not a curated record. NCBI's taxonomy places the organism in Eukaryota, Metazoa, Chordata, Mammalia, Rodentia, Bathyergidae. Gene Ontology annotation, cellular component: membrane.
CCUGAGCCGCGCCCGGCCCGGCCCGGCCCCGCCCGGCGGCCCAAUGCUCCUCCUCGGCCUCCUCCUGCUCGCAUCCGCGCUGGCCGGCCGCAGACCCGCGACCCGCGCGGAGCCCAGCCCGGGCGCCAAGCUGCAGCUCGGCGGCGGCGCCAAGGAGCACAACGGAGUGCAAGACCCCCAGCACGAGAGGAUCAUUACGGUGUCUGCUAAUGGCACUGUUCACAGCCCCAGAUUCCCUCACGCUUACCCGAGGAAUAUGGUCUUGGUGUGGAGACUCGUAGCAGUAGAGGAAAAUAUGUGGAUACAGCUUACAUUUGAUGAGCGGUUUGGGCUGGAGGACCCGGAAGACAACAUCUGCAAGUAUGAUUUUGUAGAAGUCGAGGAGCCCAGUGAUGGAAGCGUGUUAGGGCGCUGGUGUGGCUCUGCUGCUGCCCCAGGAAAGCAGAUCUCAAAAGGAAACCAGAUAAGGAUCAGAUUUGUAUCUGACGAAUACUUCCCUUCAGAGCCAGGGUUCUGCAUCCACUACAACAUCGUCCUGCCACAAGUUGCAGAGGUGGGGAGUCCUUCGGUGUUGCCCCCUUCGGCUUUGCCCCUGGAGCUGCUCAAUAAUGCCAUCUCGGCCUUCAGUACCUUGGAAGAACUCAUUCGCUAUCUCGAGCCGGACAGGUGGCAGCUGGACCUGGAAGAUCUGUACAGGCCCUCUUGGCAGCUCCUGGGCAAGGCUUUCGUGUUUGGAAGAAAAUCCAAAGUGGUAGACCUGAACCUUAUAAAAGAGGAGGUGAGAUUGUACAGCUGCACCCCUCGGAACUUCUCGGUGUCCAUACGGGAGGAACUGAAGAGAACCGAUACCAUUUUCUGGCCAGGUUGCCUCCUGGUUAAACGCUGCGGUGGGAACUGUGCCUGCUGUCUCCACAGCUGCAAUGAGUGUCAGUGUGUUCCAAGCAAAGUCACGAAAAAAUACCAUGAGGUCCUUCAGUUGAGACCGAAGAGCGGCGUCAGGGGGUUGCACAAAUCGCUCACCGACGUGGCCUUGGAGCACCACGAGGAGUGUGGCUGCGUGUGCCGAGGCAGCGCCGGGGGAUAACCGUGUCGGGCUGGCAGCUCCCGAGCGGCUCGGCGAGGCCCCAGCUCACGCCUGUCUGCAUCCCCAGUCUCAGUUUGCUUCCGGGACCUCCCAUCUGCAGGACGCACGGUGCCUUGGUGCCUUCCCCCCGGGAGGCCCCAUGAGUGGGAAGCACAGCAGAGCCUGGAGCAAAAGGGACAGGGGAGGCCAGCGCCAAUCGGAUAGCCUGGGCUCGGCUCCUCCCGCCAGCACAGGCUGACUGCCGCUGCUAGGAAGGAGGAGCUGCAGGUCAUCACCUCGCUCUGCUUAACCUGAAGCGCCAUGUUCUGGGCCUGCAAUCAUGGGAGAUCUGGAAAAGUUUUUUGCCUUAUAGUCACAUGUAUAAAUCAGAAUGUUCUAUGAACUUGGGUUUGCAAGAGGAGCUCUGUUAAACUGGUGUCAUGCUGAUAGGAAAGCCUGGAUUGUCCAUGUUUCUUAUUAAAAUGUCUGCCUUUUAGAAGAAGAGAACUACAUUCACGGUUUGGAAGAGACAAACCUGAAGAGAAGAGUGGCCUUAUCUUCAUUUUAUCUCUAAGUUGGUUAUUUGUUUCAUUGUGUACAUUUUCAUAUUCUCCUUUUGACAUUAUAACUGUUGGCUUUUCUAAUCUUGUUAAAUAUAUCUAUUUUUACCAAAGGUAUUUAAUAUUCUUUUUUAUGACAACCUAGAUCGACUAUUUUUAGCUUGGUAAAUUUUUUUCUAAGCAGAAUUGUUACAGCCAGAGAACAAAGAUGAUAUAAAAUAUUGUUGCUCUGACAAAAAUACGUGUAUUUCCUUCUCAUACGGUGCUAGAGCUUAGAUGAAUCUGCAUUUUAAAAUAUGGAAGUGGGAAGUCCAUAGAACUGGUUAGUCACAAAUACUUUUUGGAAAAUAGUUAUCAUAAGCCAGAUGCAGCCUCUGACUCUAUUCCACUCAUUAACACCCAAACCCUCUUUGGGGGAAGCUGAACCAACUCAGAAGAACAUAUUACACCUUGAUAAAACAGGACCACCUUCCAGACAAGUGUGCUGUGCUGAGCAGUAGAAUCACAUCCUCUUUAUUUUGACGCUCUGGUUUUAUUACCCAUGUAAACUCUGUUCCAUACACUUGUAUAAAUACAUGGAUUUUUUAAUGUACAGAAGUAUAUCCUUUAACCAGUUCACUUAUUAUACUCUUUGGCUAUUGGAAAGAAAAUCAGUAAAAUACCUUGCUUGUAAAACGCUUAAUAUUGUGCCUAGGUUAUAUGGUGACUAUUUGAAUUAAAAAUGUACUGAAUCAUCAAAUAAAAAAUAUGGCUAUUUUGGGGAGACAACUAAG